Messenger RNA from Cetraspora pellucida, 506 nucleotides. The record is from the annotation of a GenBank genome assembly. Lineage: Eukaryota; Fungi; Glomeromycota; Glomeromycetes; Diversisporales; Gigasporaceae.
AUAUAUCAGAUUUCCUUGCAAAACUUAGAUUAUACUUGCAAAACCAAAGAGUAAAUCCAGCAGAUAAUGCAGGAGGUCCACCAACAGGAAGAGAAGUAGCUAUAGGAUAUUUAAGAGGAUGGCAGGCCAACUUAGUAGCUGUAAAUAGAAGAACAGCAGUUCAAAUAGGAAAUCAAGCAUUGAAUAAGGCAUUUGGCCAACCUGGUGGUCAUCCUACUAACAUUGCUGUUAAUGUACCAAAUGCUAAUAAUGAUACUACAGUAGUUCAAGCAGUUGCUCAAAAAGCACAAGCACCAGCUUUACAAAUUGUUGAACCAGUUAGACAGCCAAGAGGUUCACCAUCUUCAUUACAAACAAAAAAAGGUAUAGAAAAUUAUAACUUAACACAAUAUUUACAUAAUUUAGAUAUAUUUAGUACAGAAGAUUUUGACAGAAAUUUUUCUAUAAAGCCUUUUCAAAAACCUUAUCCAGGACAAUUAUAUUCAUCAAUCAAAAUGCUAGAAUAG